CAGAAGGAAGUUUAUCAUCUGCCCUCGAGAACACUACCGGUCCAGCCAUGAUGAGCCUUCUGGUGCUCCUGCUGGCGGCGGCGGCGGCGGCGACAAACAUAACUUGUCCUAACGCCAAUGCCAUCGUUCCGUGUAUCUGCACUAAAGAGUUCACAAACACGAGCACCCGCCUCAACCUGGACUGCUCUCCUGUCACCAGCGACAGUUCGCUGCAGUCCGUGUUUCAGCAGAGUUUUCCUUGCCUCGAUUUUUGGAGCUUGACCAUCAACCCGAAAACUCCCCAUUCUAAUCUCACCGCACUCAACGCCUACGUGUUCGGGGAGGUGACCUUCGUGCAUGUUUUUAUCGACAACACGUACAUCAGCACGGUUCACGAGGAGGCUUUCUAUGCCUCCCACACCACUCUCACCAACCUCACUCUCACCAACAACAACAUCACUGAGUUCCCAUUUGAGGCGAUGCCUUCGUUCCUUCACCUGCGCAACCUGAGUCUGUCCAACAACAAACUCCUCUCACUGCCCAACCUGGAGUCCGAUUCGCUGGAGGUGCUUGACCUUUCCUUUAACACGGCCUUGACCUUUAGCGAAGACACGCUGAAGGGUACGCCACAGCUGAGUGAUAUUUAUUUCCACGACAUGAACCUCCCCUACUUCCCCCCCAACGUGUUCAGCAGUCUCAACAGGCUGAAACUCAUCGACCUCUCACAUAACAGCCUGAAGGGGAACCUGGUACAGGGCAUUCUCCGCGUGCCGCUCGACUCCGUGGAGGAAGUAAGGCUCAACAACAAUUACAUCAGUGGCAUUACAUCCACCGCCAUCACAGGCGUGCACAGGACGGCCACAAUUGACUUCAGUAACAACGAGAUUGUAGCACUGGAGUGGAAAGACUGGUAUCCCUUGCUAGACCAGCUCACUGGCGUGGAGGUGGUCGAUCUCACAAACAACAAGCUGCAGUGUUCCUGUGACCUGGUUUGGCUGCUACUAGACAAAGACGAGCUGAAUAAGAUCAACAGUAAAACCAAGUGCAUGAAUGGGACCCUUAUAAGGGACUUAAAUGUCGACAGCCUACUCAUCGUAUGCUAACGCGGCGGCGACGAGGGCGGUGGAGGCGAAGGCUGUGGUAGUUUGAAGAUGUAUCCCUACCUUCGAUCGCUAUACACAACACGAAACUCUUCUCAAAAGCUAUGCAGUACAAUAUGACAUGUAAACACGUUACGUUUCUCCUCUGAAUGAAUUAAGUUGUAUCUUCCAUUUGUAAAGAUAUAUAUAUAUAUAUAUAUAUAUAUAUAUAUAUAUAUAUAUAUAUAUAUAUAUAUAUAUAUAUAUAUAUAUAUAUAUAUAUAUAUAUAUAUAUAUAUAUAUAUAUAUAUAUAUAUAAAAGGGAUAUAAAAGAGCGAAAUAAAAGGCUCACUGAGGUGCCAGUCACAAAAGAAAGGUCAAAACUUUUGCUUUUGCCUUAGACAUAUCAAAAGCUUUUGAUAUGGCACAAAGCUUUGAUUUCCAAACUACCCUCCUACGGCUUCCACCCUUCUCAUCUCAAGUUUCCUUUCUGACCGUUCUAUUCGCUGCUGUGGUAGACGGUCACUGUUCUUCUAAAUCUAUUAACAGUAGUGUUCCUCAGGGUUCUGUCCUAUCACCCACACUCUUCCUAUUAUUCCUAUUAUUCAUCAAUGAUUUUCUUGUCCUAUCAACUCCUACACUGAUGACACCGCCCUGCACUUUUCCACGUCUUUUCAUAGACAUCCAUCCCUUCAGGAAGUAAACAGUUCACACAGGGAACCCACAGAACGCCUGACUUCUGAUCUCUUUAAAAUUUCUGAUUGGGGCAGAACAAACUUGGUAUUGUUCAAUGCAUCAAUAACUUAAUUCCUCCAUCUUUCAACUCGACACAACCCUCCAAAUAACUAUCCCCUCUUCUUCAAUGACGCUCAACUAUCCCCCUCUUCUGCACUGAACAUCAUCGGUCUGUCCUUUUCUUAUAAUCUAAACUGGAAACUUCACAUCUCAUCUCUAGCUAAAACAGUUUCUAUGAAGUUAGGUGUUCUGAGACGUCUCCGCCAAUUUUUCUCACCCUACCAGCAACUAACUCUGUACAAGGGCCUUAUCCGUCCAUGUAUGGAAUAUGCUUCACAUGUCUGGGGGAGGUUCCACUCAUGCAGCUCUGUUAGACAGGGCGGAAUCAAAAGCUUUCCGUCUCAUCAACUCCUCUCUUCUAAAUGACUGUCUUCAGCAUCUUUCUCACCGCCGGAACGUUGUAUCUCUUGCUAUCUUCUACCGUUCUUUUCAUGCUAACUGCUCUUCUGAUCUUGCUAACUGCAUGCCUUCCCUCUUCCCGCGUCCUCGCUGCACAAGACUUUCUUCUUUCUCUCACCCCCUAUUCUGUCCACCUCUCUAAUGCAAGAGUUAACCAUUAUUCUCUCAUUCAUCCCCUUCUCUGGUAAACUAUGGAACUCCCUGCCUGCUUCUGUAUUUUCACCUUCCUAUGACUUGAAUUCUUUCAAGAGGGAGGUUUCAAGACACUUAUCCUUCAAUUUUUGACUACCGCUUCGGACCCUAUUCGGGGGCCGGCAUCUCAGUGAUUUUUUUUUAAUUAGAUUUUUGUUGCCCUUGGCCGGUGUCGCUCCUACAUGGAAAAAAAAAAAGACGAUAAGUGUCUUAAAAUUUCUUUGAAAGAGUUCAGGUCAUACGAAGGAAGAAAUACAAAAAACAGGCAGACUUCAAGAGUUUACUAGAAAAGAGAUGAAUGACUGAGAAUACUGGUUAACUCUUGCCUUGAGUGUGGACCUUUCGUCGUCACCUUUGUCAUCACGAGUGUACAGGAAGGAAUGGCACAUACCAGCCUGUCACCAGUAGUCUGUCAUUGCCAAGACGAGAAAAUGUACACUGAGGUGAUAAUAUCUUCCUGCGGCGCUAUAUCUACUUGCCACUGAAGGUGAAAGUGUGAAAGUGUAGACAGUACUUUGAGUGUGAGCUUUGAUUGUUAACUAAAUAAACUACAUAUACUUAU
Messenger RNA from Scylla paramamosain (green mud crab), 3006 nucleotides. Its product is annotated as oplophorus-luciferin 2-monooxygenase non-catalytic subunit-like. The record is from RefSeq and is a predicted model, not a curated record. Lineage: Eukaryota; Metazoa; Arthropoda; Malacostraca; Decapoda; Portunidae. The transcript is spliced from 3 exons. Gene Ontology annotation, molecular function: protein binding. The coding region runs from base 48 to 1082 and encodes 344 amino acids.